AUGAGGAGGAUAAAGUUGAAUCUGAAUUGCAGAACUCCUUUUUCUGCACCUAACGAUAAUGAUUCGGAAUAUAUACCAAGCGACAAUGACGAAUUGACUUCCGAUGAAUCGGCUUCUGAUACCGAUGCAUCUGAGGACAAUAUAAAUGAGAAGGAUCCCCCAAAAAUUGGCAAGACGGCUUUUCGUAAGGCCUAUAAUGCUAUCCCAAACUCUACAAAGUUGCAGUUGAGCACAGGCAGAAUAGUGGAAGACAUUCUUUUUGAAUUUGUUAAAGACAUGGACUAUGAACA
Messenger RNA from Ambispora leptoticha, 290 nucleotides. The record is from the annotation of a GenBank genome assembly. Lineage: Eukaryota; Fungi; Glomeromycota; Glomeromycetes; Archaeosporales; Ambisporaceae.